This is a messenger RNA of Lucilia sericata (common green bottle fly), 1080 nucleotides long. RefSeq names its product cyclic AMP-responsive element-binding protein 5-like. The transcript has a single exon. Gene Ontology annotation, biological process: Golgi organization. Lineage: Eukaryota; Metazoa; Arthropoda; Insecta; Diptera; Calliphoridae. The record is from RefSeq and is a predicted model, not a curated record. Bases 1 to 936 code for a protein of 311 amino acids. Gene Ontology annotation, cellular component: cis-Golgi network; Golgi cisterna membrane; Golgi apparatus.
AUGGCAAUCAUGAUCAUAUCACGGUCAUAUGAUCAAGGAAAUAAAAAACAUGAUCAAGAUCAUGAAAAUCAUAAACAUAAUCACGAUCAUGAUCAUCAUAAACAUGAUCACAAUCAUGAUCAUAGUAAACAUGAUUACAGUGAAGAACAUAAACAUGAGCAUGAUUGCCAUGAUCAUCAUCAUCAUGAGCACGCCGAUCAUGAUCGCGCUGAUCAUGAAUCUUGUCAAGAAGCUACCGAAGAGAACAUUACUAACACGACCCUACAACAAACCCCUAUAACCCAUAAAAAGCCAGUCCAACCAACAACUGGCCACACAACAACUCCUCGCAUUGCCACCGAGGAAGCUGUUGAAAAGCUACAACAACGUUUUACCCAACUAAUGACCCAAUGUGCAGACCUAACCGAAGAAAAACAACGGCUAGAACAUUUAGUCAUGCAAUUGCAAUCGGAAACCGAAACAAUAGGCGAAUAUAUUGCUCUGUAUCAGACCCAGAGACGUAUACUAAAACAACGUGAAUAUGAGAAGGCCGCUCAGACUGCCAUGCUUCAGGCAGAACGUGAACAAAUGCGUGAACGUUUAACUAUGCUUAAUAAUUUGGUCAAUAGUUUAGGUAUGGAAUUGCCACAAAAACAACACUUGAAACAACAAAUCAAUGAAGCCUUAACACAACAAAAUGCCAUAAAUAUAAACACUACGUAUAGCCCAAACAUUGAGAAUAAUACUAUAGAUUCUUCAGAAUCUUCUUCUCCUCUAAAUCAAACGACAACAGCAGCAACAACAGCAAAAGAUUUAAAUUCCCCUGAAUCUCAACAGAUUCUACACAAAAUACAAGAUAUAAUAACGGAAAUUAAGGAAAAUACCAAAGAAUUACCCACCAUAUCACAUUCGGUGGAUCAUUUAAAUUGUUGUUCGGGUAAAUUUGAGGUGGUUUAAUAAUGUAUCUCGUCUUCUCUUUAGAUAGAGUUGGAUAGGAUGAUAUUGCUAAUAUAAUUAGAUUAAUAGUUUGGCUUUUUUUUUAAGAAUAAUUACAUUCUUGUGUAAAUAUUUAGAAUUUGUACAACAAAACUAAACGUAAAC